AGUAGGAAAGCUUGUUCCUGUCUCCUCUUAUCCUUUUUCGUCCCCUUCCUGGUUCUCUCUCCCUCCUUCCCCUCUGCUUCUCUUUUUCCUACUGCUGUCCCAGAUACGGGCCAUUUUCCGGGCCGGGCGCAUUGAAGCGCGCGGCCCCGGGCCCAGUAUAUGACCCGCUGUCCUACUACCCCUCGCUUCCCGCGCCCCAUGAGGCUGCGGGGUCGCGGCGGCGCUGCCCACUAUGGCCCGGAAAGCAGUUAGCAGGAAGCGGAAAGCGCCUGCCUCGCCAGGAACUGGGAGCGACGGUCAGGGUCAGCAGUUUGCCUGGGAUCAUUCACUUCACAAAAAGAAAAGACUCCCCACAGUGAAGAGAUCCUUAGUGUAUUACCUGAAGAAUCGGGAAGUCAGACUACAGAAUGAGACCAACUACUGUCGAGUGUUGCAUGGUUACGCAGCACAGCAGCUUCCCAGUCUCCUGAAGGAAAGAGAGUUUCAGCUUGGGACCCUUAAUAAAGUAUUUGCAUCGCAGUGGUUGAAUCAUAGGCAAGUGGUGUGUGGAACAAAGUGCAACACACUCUUUGUAGUAGAUGUCGAGACAAGCCAGAUCACCAAGAUCCCCAUUUUGAAGGACCGAGAGCCUGGAGGUGUGACCCAGCAGGGUUGUGGCAUCCAUGCAAUUGAGCUGAAUCCCUCUAGAACACUGCUGGCCACAGGAGGAGACAACCCCAACAGUCUCGCCAUCUAUCGACUGCCUACACUAGAUCCUGUGUGUGUGGGAGAUGAUGGACACAAGGACUGGAUCUUUUCCAUUGCAUGGAUCAGCGAUACUAUGGCAGUGUCUGGCUCACGCGAUGGUUCUAUGGGACUCUGGGAGGUGACUGAUGAUGUGUUGACCAAGAGUGAUACCAGGCACAGUGCAUCACAGGUCCCUGUAUAUGCUCACAUCGCUCACAAGGCCUUAAAGGACAUCCCAAAGGAGGACACAAACCCUGAUAACUGCAAGGUCCGGGCUUUGGCCUUCAACAAUAAGAACAAGGAAUUGGGAGCAGUGUCUCUGGAUGGCUACUUUCAUCUCUGGAAGGCUGAAAACACAUUGUGUAAGCUUCUUUCCACCAAACUGCCAUAUUGGCGGGAGAACGUGUGUCUGGCCUAUGGUAGUGAAUGGUCAGUGUACGCAGUGGGCUCCCAAGCUCAUGUCUCCUUCCUGGAUCCACGGCAGCCGUCAAACAAUGUCAAGUCUGUGUGCUCCAGGGAACGAGGCAGUGGAAUCCGAUCCGUGAGCUUCUAUGAGCACAUCAUCACUGUGGGCACAGGGCAGGGCUCCCUGCUCUUCUAUGACAUCCGAGCUCAGAGGUUUCUGGAAGAAAGACUCUCAGCUUGUUAUGGGUCCAAGCCCAGGCUAGCAGGGGAAAAUCUGAAACUAACCACUGGCAAAGGUUGGCUGAAUCAUGAUGAAACAUGGAGGAACUACUUUUCAGACAUUGAUUUCUUCCCCAACGCUGUUUACACCCACUGCUACGACUCGUCAGGAACGAAACUCUUUGUGGCAGGAGGUCCCCUCCCUUCAGGGCUCCAUGGGAACUACGCUGGGCUCUGGAGUUAAUGACAACUAACUUUCUCCCAAAAUGCAGAUUUACACUAACAUCCGCCCUCGGUUUCCUUGUUCUUCUGAUUUCUCCCCCCCCCCCCGCCCCUCCCCCCAGCUGCGUGAGGUUUUUCUGUUUUAGUGGGAACACCAAGUUUGCCAGUGGUUUAGGUACUCAAUAGGAAGAUGCUGUGUACAGACAUCCAGAGGGUGUUUUCAUUGUUUGUUUUCUUCUUCUUCUUCUUCUUCUUCUUCUUCUUCUUCUUCUUCUUCUUCUUCUUCUUCAUCUCCUCCUCCUCCUCCUCCUCCACCCAUCUGGGUACUCAGUGUUUUAUUAGUGUUUUUUUUUCCUUUCUAACUUCUCAACCAAAUGUUGUUGCAAAUCUUGUUUGUAUUUUUUAAGUGAUGCAUCCUCUUCCCUCUUUGGCUUCAUUCAGUUGAAAUGACAUAGUCAUUCUCACCUUACUUCACUCUCAAGAGGUGGGGCCUCCUUUAUAAUUAAUGGAAGCUAUCAGACUUUCUGUGAAAGUCUGGGAGCUGUGUGUGUGCGCGCGCGCGCGUGUGCGUGUGAACUUGUGUGCCUAUAGGUUCUGUGUCACUGAAAUUACCUGGAGUGAGGAGUACUUGUAAUUAAAAUAUUUAUAAAAGAAGCAACUUUAUUCAGAGUCCAGCUUUGGGACUGGUCUAUAUCUUGUUUUCUAAAGUCUAACAACAUGAUAGUAGAAAGUAAAGCCAGAAAAAAAAAUCACUACUGGGAAUACCCUUUGAGUUUGAGGUUUCCGUGCCAGGACUCUGAAGUGACCUAUGCUACCUUCCUUCGCACCUACCUGUCCCCCGGGUGAGUACACUUAGGUGUGUAUGUCACUUCUGCCUGGCAGCCUCCCAUCUGCUUAGUGGCCAUUUCCCUAAAACAUUAAUGCAGCUCCUGAGGCUGUAGAAAGAUUUGGCAAAGAGAAUUGCAUCCCAGUCUCCUUCUCCCUACCCUCAAAUAAGAUCUAGUCUGGCAUUUCAGAGGCCAAGGAUGGGGUCUCAAGUCUGUUAAGAUUCCCAUAUGUAGGCCUCUUGGCUUUUAGGAGAAACUUGUCUACAUUCUUCCAGUCUUCCCAUUGGGUUUUGCUGCUGUCUUCUAAAUUGGGUUUGGUCUAAGGGGGGGUGUCAUCUGUGUGCAGUGAAUGCCUCAUGUUUGGAGGAUUUGUUUCCUCAAUGCAGUGGCACUUAGGACUGGAGUCACCUUUCCUACUCCCGUGGCUCAGCCCCAGUGUGGUGAGAAGGUGGCCUGUAGCCAGCAUCAUUGUGCGUGUAGUACCACAGAUACAAUUAGUUACAUGUCUGUACCUCCCUCGAACCAUUUAGUCUUUUAAACUUGCAGGUAACCAUCUGUGAUGUCCAGUUGUUCCCUGCUUUUUAUUCAUCAUACUGAAGACAACUGUGUUCCUACCCACAGAAUCCUCCCCUAAGCAAAUACACUGCUUCUCUGGCAAUGUCCAAUCCUGGGGAAUAGAAAAGUCGUAUUUGUUCCUGUACCCCAGUGUCUUAGUUGCUCUCACAGUUAUCCUGCCCCUCUCCUCCAGGUGCACACAGCCAUCUCUGAGCCUCCAGGGGAGGUUGGAAAGAGAAGAGUCCUGUCUUCAGAACAGUGAGAACUGUUGGGUGGGGGAGGGAUAAGCAGUCUUUCCUGCCUUGGUGGUGCACAACGUAAACCACUGAUUCUGAAAUUCUUACCGUCUAACCUAGAGAAAUAGGUGCUAUACACAAGGAAUUAAGCAAAAUACUGGAUGCUGGAAAUUUUUGUCUUAAUUUGUUUUCUAUUAUUAAACUACAGGCUGUAGAUUUCUUAGUUCUCACAGAACUUCUAUCAUUUUAAACUGACUUGUAUAUUUAAAAAAAAAUCUUAAGUAGGAUGUUUUGUACUGUUGCCAGACCCUCUUCUGUGAUGGGUAAUGCGUUUGAUCAUUUGAGAUUUUCUGUUUUUAAGAAUGUAGCAAUUGAAUUUUUGCCAAGAAAAAAUAAAUAUUACUCCAAUGCA
This is a messenger RNA of Cavia porcellus (domestic guinea pig), 3602 nucleotides long. RefSeq names its product DDB1 and CUL4 associated factor 12 (gene Dcaf12). The transcript is spliced from 9 exons. Lineage: Eukaryota; Metazoa; Chordata; Mammalia; Rodentia; Caviidae. Gene Ontology annotation, cellular component: Cul4-RING E3 ubiquitin ligase complex. The record is from RefSeq and is a predicted model, not a curated record. Bases 233 to 1594 code for a protein of 453 amino acids. Gene Ontology annotation, molecular function: protein binding.